AUGUCGAAUCAGUUUCUGGACGAUGACGAGCCGCCCAUGCUCAUGGAUGGCGACGACGUCGAUUCUGCUCCUGCUCCUGCUCCUGCUCCUGCCCCGACCCGCCCUACAAAGAUCGAUCCGGUGCCGGUGACGAUCGUCACGGGCUUCCUGGGCAGCGGGAAAACAACCCUGAUCACCCGUCUGCUGAACGACCCGACUCAUCACAAGCGCAUCGCAGUGAUCCUGAACGAGUUCGGAGAGAGCGCCGGGAUCGACAAGAGCUUGACGGUCGGAAAAAACGGCGAAAUGUUUGAGGAGUGGCUUGAGCUGGCAAACGGAUGUCUCUGCUGCUCUGUCAAAGACGCCGGAGUCAAGGCGAUUGAAAAUCUGCUCAAACAAAAGGGGCGGUUUGACUAUGUCAUGCUCGAGACGACGGGGCUGGCUGAUCCGGGUCCGAUCGCAUCCAUGUUCUGGCUCGACGAGGCGCUGCAGAGCGACGUUUACCUCGAUGGUAUCGUGACAGUUGUCGAUGCCAAGUUUACUCCUGAGUAUCUCGCCGAGACCAAGGAGGACCAAGGAGUCAAUGAGUGCGAGCGACAAAUUGCCAUGGCAGACCGAAUCAUCGUCAACAAGGAGGACCUCAUUUCGCCCGACCAAAUGCUUCGGCUGGAGAGUGCCAUCCGUGACAUCAACUCGAUCGCGCCGAUCGUCAAAACCACGAGGUCGCAGGUCGACAUGGACUUUAUCCUUGAUCUGGGAGCCUUCAGCGGCCGCUCGGUGGAUUGGUUUGAGAGUGCCAGCGCUGCGGCCCAGGCUCGCAAGAGCGGCCGUUCACACAUUGACAAGCGUGUGUCUACAAUUGUAUUCGCAAUGCCCGAGAUUAUCUCGCAAUCAAAGCUGGACAGCUGGCUGCAAGCCCUACUUUGGGAGAAGACUCUCUUGGGUAACGACGGCUCUGGUACCAACAGCAGUGCGCAUCAAAUGGAGGUUUUGCGCAUGAAAGCCAUUGUCAACGAUGGUGGCGCAGCCAAGGUCGUCGUUCAGGCCGUCAAGGAGCUCUAUGAUCGCCAAAUCGGGGCACCCUGGGCUGCCGGUGAAGAACGCUACAGCAAAGUAGUCUUUAUUGGACGAUCGCUUGACGGCGGAAUCCUCGAACAUGCUUUCAGAAGCUACUGCAUUGCAUAAGCAUAGGCAUGCUUUUCGAUGCUAUCCGGCCAACUUGAGGAUGGCCGUGCUGCCAUGUAUCGCUGAAUCCGCAAAGCCAAGACGACAGUGUCCCCCAAAGCAAUAUAUGGCCGCCAUACUCCACCACA
This is a messenger RNA of Polychytrium aggregatum, 1292 nucleotides long. RefSeq names its product CobW/HypB/UreG, nucleotide-binding domain-containing protein. The transcript has 10 exons. The record is from RefSeq and is a predicted model, not a curated record. The coding region runs from base 1 to 1164 and encodes 387 amino acids. Gene Ontology annotation, cellular component: cytoplasm. NCBI's taxonomy places the organism in Eukaryota, Fungi, Chytridiomycota, Chytridiomycetes, Polychytriales.